AGAGCUAAGCAAAACAAGGAAGAAAGAGAGAGGGUUUCAUGAUUAGGGAGAUCGAUCGAUGGCUCAUCGUGUUUUGAAUUGAUUUUCUCUCCCGCCGCGGUGUGUGUUCUUCUCAGAUCUCGUGUGUUUGGGGUUGUCUCUGUCUGAUCUUCCCCAUUUUACUAUUUUGAUCUAGCUCAUCAAACCAUGGAAGCUACGGAUAUCUAAUUUGCUUAUUCAUGGUUAAUUGGUUUCCCCAUAAUUUGUUUGUUCAAUUGCAUUGGGCUUUUGGGCUUGACACCUGCUUGACAGAAAGAAAGAUUCUUUCUUCCAGUGCUGCAUCCGCUGCCAAGCGUGAUUGUUUCUGAUUUUUGUCAUUGCUUCAUGUCUCCAAACUUGGACAGUCCUGUUCAGACUCAGAUGGCUGUAGCAGCUUUCAACAGUUUGUAUGGAAACAACAAGAUGGAAGGAAAGCCCUCAGGAAGGAGGCGAGUCUUUGUUCAGACCGAAACUGGUUGUGUGUUGGGAAUGGAACUUGAUCGAAGUGAUAAUGCACAUACUGUAAAGAGAAGAUUACGGCUUGCACUAAACGUUCCAACAGACGAGAGCUCGUUGACAUUUGGUGAUAUGAUUUUGAAAAACGACCUCAGUUCUGUUCGAAACGAUGCACCUCUUCUGUUAACGCGAAACUCCAUCCAUCGAAGCUCAUCAACCCCUUGUCUAUCGCCUACUGGAAGAGAUGUUCAACAAAGAGAUUGGAGCGGUCCGAUUGAGAUACUAGGGAAAUCAACUCACUUUGCCCGAACAAAGCAAAUCGUUAAGGAAAUUGUCAAGGCAAUGAAAAUAGGUGUUGAUCCACUUCCUGUUCACAGUGGGCUGGGAGGUGCGUACUAUUUUCGAAACAGUAGAGGGGAGAGUGUUGCUAUUGUGAAACCUACUGAUGAAGAGCCAUUUGCACCUAACAACCCAAAAGGAUUUGUGGGUAAAGCUCUAGGUCAACCAGGAUUUAAACGUUCUGUUCGUGUUGGAGAAACGGGGUUUAGAGAAGUUGCAGCUUAUCUCCUUGACUAUGAACAUUUUGCAAAUGUACCUCCUACUGCAUUGGUAAAAAUUACUCAUUCCAUUUUCAAUAUAAACGAUGGUGUAAAUGGAAACAAGUCUCUGAAAAAGAAUCUGGUCAGCAAAAUUGCUUCAUUUCAACAAUUUAUCCCUCAUGACUUUGAUGCCAGUGACCAUGGAACAUCCAGCUUCCCUGUUGCUGCUGUUCAUCGUAUAGGUAUUCUUGAUAUCAGGAUCUUCAACACAGACAGGCAUGCAGGAAACCUUCUUGUUCGGAAGCUUGAUGGUGUUGGGAGGUUUGGUCAAGUGGAACUAAUCCCCAUUGAUCAUGGCCUCUGUUUACCAGAGUGCUUAGAGGAUCCUUAUUUUGAGUGGAUACAUUGGCCUCAAGCUUCAAUUCCUUUUUCAGAGGACGAGCUCGAGUACAUAGCAAAUCUCGACCCAUUUAAGGACUCUUCCAUGUUACGAAGUGAACUUCCCAUGAUCCGUGAGGCAUGCCUACGUGUUUUGGUCUUGUGCACAGUUUUUCUCAAGGAAGCUGCUGCCUAUGGUCUCUGUCUUUCUGAGAUUGGAGAAAUGAUGAGUCGGGAACACAGAAGGGAUGAAGAAGAGCCUAGCGAGCUCGAGGUUCUGUGCAUUGAGGCAAGAAAACUAGUAGCCGAAAGAGAGAUGCUAUCACCAAGGACCGAAGCAGGAGGAGACGAGUUUCAAUUUGAUAUUGACUGUGAAGAAGCAGAAUUUGACUUUGCUCCGAAAAUGGGAUCUGAAAUUUUCAAUAGAGCUCCCUAUCCGUUUGGACAUGGAGGCAGUAAUGUUCGUUCUCUGCUUUCUAAGCUGGAAGAAAGCAUUGAGGAAGAGGAAAGCGAGGAGAAUGAGGAUACCAAAAAUGAGGAAACCAACCUUCCUGUUAAAGAUGUUCCAACAAUUUCAAAUAUAUCUUUGUCUCUGAAGAAUACUACUCUUGGUGAUAAAAACAAAAAUUAUGUAAAAUCAUCUGGAGCAAAAGCAAAACAAGGAAAUUCUGCAAGUUCGUCUUCAGGGCACAGAAGUUCUAAUGAGCAGCUUCCACCCAGUGUGAGCUUUGUGAAGCUAGCAGACAUGAAUGAGGAGGAAUGGACACUUUUCUUAGAGAGGUUUCAGGAGCUUCUACGUCCUGCCUUUGCAGAGCGAAAAUGUGCAACUCUUGGUCCCAAGCAGAGGCAGAGGCUUGGAACAUCAUGUCAGUUUUGAAAAGAGUAAAUUCUUAUGUUACUUACUGGAAGAGAAUGGUUGUUGAGAGAAAUAAGCAUGGUUUUACCGGAGUGGCGGUGAAGGCUUCUUAGGGUAGGCUAUGUUGUAGUACUGGUUGUCUCUAUUAAGUUGUCGUAGUUUAUAGCAAGAGGUAGGACGGGUUGCCUGUAAAUAUCUUUCGAAAAAGCUGCUAAGUGAAACGUCAAAUAUGGGCUUGUUUGUAUU
This is a messenger RNA of Impatiens glandulifera, 2493 nucleotides long. RefSeq names its product phosphatidylinositol 4-kinase gamma 7-like. The coding region runs from base 364 to 2268 and encodes 634 amino acids. Lineage: Eukaryota; Viridiplantae; Streptophyta; Magnoliopsida; Ericales; Balsaminaceae. The transcript is spliced from 2 exons. The record is from RefSeq and is a predicted model, not a curated record.